AUGCGUCGAUCCGCGAGCGCCUCCAUAGUUUCCGACCAACUAUCAGCGUCUUCUCCGUCGCCGUCACCUUCUCCUCAGCCGCGAAUUCCGACCGCCGUCGAUUCGGAGGAUGUCCAGCUUCUUCUUCCUAGGUACGACCCAAACUCUUAUCCUGGGAAAAAGGACAAAUCGCGACUCAGAUCCGAAGAGAACGUUGUCCAUUUUAUCCCUCUCGUUCUCAUUCUCUGCGCCGUAAUCCUUUGGGUUUUCUCUCAUCCAGGUAAACAAAUCAUUCGAAUCGAUCGCUCAAAUGUUUUCUUCGCGUUUUGA
Molecule: messenger RNA, 309 nt
Organism: Arabis nemorensis
Lineage: Eukaryota; Viridiplantae; Streptophyta; Magnoliopsida; Brassicales; Brassicaceae
Source: the annotation of a GenBank genome assembly